GUGAGUGAGCUGAUUAUUUAUAAAGAUUAUGAUGAUUCUCAUGAUGAAUUAUUAGUUCUGAUAAUCUAAUGAAGAGAAAAUGAAAAUUCCAAUGGAAAUAAAAUAGAAUAAAAUCUUUAUUAUCAUCUUGUUGAUUUGUCUCUUCAGAUUUCAUGAUAAUAAUGAACAAACAGAAUGAAAUUCAUGCGCCAAUGUUUACAGGUAACAAAAGUGAUUACCUGUGUUCAUCAUCAUCAUUUACAGUUGUUAUCCUUUUUUACAGUUCUAAAAAGUUCUAACCUGAAUCCAUCGAAUAUGAAAUCUAAUCUAAUAAAACCCUAUACCUGAGCAAACUCAAUCUCAUGAUCAGUAUUAUUUUCAUCAUCACAGUUAAUCAACAAUAAUAUAAUAACAAUAAUAGUCCUCGAGUAUUGAUAAUAUUGAACUUGGAAGAUCUUGAAACUUUAUAUUGUCAUUUAAUCAACAAUAAGCUUUCGAACUGAUUUUCUCAUUCCAAGUCACUGAAAAGUAUUAAGAUAGAGAGAGAGAGAGAAAACUUUAAAAAGGAAGAUAGAAGAGAAGAAAAGUUUUCGAAAUUCUUUUUUGUUCUUUUCUUCAUCUUCUUUUCCACUUCUUACCUGUAAUUUCACCUGAUUGUCUCAAUUUUCAUCAUCACCAUCACAAUCUACCAAUCGAUUAGUGUUAAUCAUUAACUCGUGUAAGUUGAUUACCAAUUAAAUCAUGUUGAUUAACCAUCGGUCAGUUUACCUUUUACCAUUAAUCUUAAUUUCAACCUUGGAUUCAAUUAUCAGUGAGGAUUUAUCAUCAAUAGGAUCUUCAUUAUCAUCUGAUCAACAGAUGAUUUUUGAUCAUGAAAUUGGAUCUGAUGGUAAACCAUGGAUUGGAUUAAAUCAUUUUUUGGAUUAUCCCAGAUUAACCUUACCUUUAUCAUCAUCAUCAUCAUCAUCACCGUUAUCAUUGCCCUCAUCAACUGGAUCACAAUUAAUUAAUCAUAAUCACAAUAGUAAUAAUAGAUUUACAAAUCAAGGGACUAAUAGCUAUCCAUUGAAUUCAAUUGAAGAUAAUCAAAUGAUUGAUUGGCUAAUCAGUUUACCUGAAAAAAAAUCUUCCUCCCUUGUUAGAGAUCAAGGUAAAAGUGAUUUACCUGUUUAUCAUCAUCAUUAUCACCUUCAACAUCAUCCUGUUUAUCAGUUUCCUCAUCUUCCAGAAUUGUAUUCCUCUCAUUAUGAUAAUGGUUACCGGAAGAAAGCAGCAUUCACCGGAAUGAGGGGUAAAAAGUUGUUAUAUUUUCCCCUUUCAUCUUUAAUCAACUCACCUUAUUCAGGAAUUGAAAGAACAAAUUCUUUUGGAACUUUUUUCCACCCCAAUAACUCACCCAGUGAACAAAUUAUCACCAAAAGAUCUCGACCCUUCCUUGCCAUGAGAGAUAAACGAGCCCUUCGCCGAGGUCGAGCCCGAUUCUAUGCGAGCAGAGGAUGAUGAACAAGAUGAGAAAAUAAUCCAAACCAGAAUUGAACAUUUUUUCGUUCACAUUACAAUUGUAUAAAACUCUGAAAUUCAUAAUCAUGAAAUGAAUCUUUUCAUGGUGAUUGGAAAAUGUAACAAUCGUUUUGAUUACCAUUAGAUAAAUAUCAGUAAUUGAUUGAAAUUAAAACGAUAUCAACAUGUAAUC
Molecule: messenger RNA, 1672 nt
Organism: Panonychus citri (citrus red mite)
Lineage: Eukaryota; Metazoa; Arthropoda; Arachnida; Trombidiformes; Tetranychidae
Exons: 4
Coding region: 721-1479 (252 amino acids)
Source: RefSeq, a predicted model, not a curated record